AUGAGCCUUUGGGAAGAGCUCCAGGUGUGGCCGGUGUCACAUUUGACGCUCCCGAGGACACGGAGGCGCUCCAGAGGACACGGAGGCGCUCCAGAGGACACGGAGGCGCUCCAGAGGACACGGAGGCGCUCCAGAGGACACGGAGGCGCUCCAGAGGACACGGAGGCGCGCCAGAGGACACGGAGGCGCUCCAGAGGACACGGAGGCGCUCCAGAGGACACGGAGGCGCUCCAGAGGACACGGAAGCGCGCCAGAGGACACGGAGGCGCGCCAGAGGACACGGAGGCGCGCCAGAGGACACGGAGGCGCGCCAGAGGACACGGAGGCGCGCCAGAGGACACGGAGGCGCGCCAGAGGACACGGAGGCGCUCCAGAGGACACGGAGGUGCUCCAGAGGACACGGAGGUGCUCCAGAGGACACGGAGGCGCGCCAGAGGACACGGAGGUGCUCCAGAGGACACGGAGGCGCGCCAGAGGACACGGAGGCGCGCCAGAGAACACGGAGGCGCGCCAGAGGACACGGAGGCGCGCCAGAGGACACGGAGGCGCGCCAGAGGACACGGAGGCGCGCCAGAGGACACGGAGGCGCGCCAGAGGACACGGAAGCGCUCCAGAGAACACGGAGGUGAUAAUACUCCUUGA
Procambarus clarkii (red swamp crayfish) is the source of this 642-nucleotide messenger RNA. The record is from RefSeq and is a predicted model, not a curated record. NCBI's taxonomy places the organism in Eukaryota, Metazoa, Arthropoda, Malacostraca, Decapoda, Cambaridae.